Dichotomopilus funicola is the source of this 1065-nucleotide messenger RNA. RefSeq names its product t-SNARE. Gene Ontology annotation, biological process: exocytosis; intracellular protein transport; vesicle fusion. Gene Ontology annotation, molecular function: SNARE binding; SNAP receptor activity. The transcript is spliced from 3 exons. Lineage: Eukaryota; Fungi; Ascomycota; Sordariomycetes; Sordariales; Chaetomiaceae. The coding region runs from base 1 to 1065 and encodes 354 amino acids. Gene Ontology annotation, cellular component: SNARE complex; endomembrane system; plasma membrane. The record is from RefSeq and is a predicted model, not a curated record.
AUGUCCUACAACCCCUACAACCAAGGGCCGGGCGCUGAAGCCGGGCACGGAUACGGGCAGCCGGAACAACAUGAAAUGCACUCGUACCCGCAACAAUCAUACGGCUCCCCUCAGCAGCAAUAUGGACAGGACUAUGGGCAGGGUCAGUACGGAACUCACCCCGAACAACAGCAAUAUGGAUCGCCACAACCACAACAAUACGGCUCGCCUCAGCCGAAUCAGCAACAAGAUGGGGCGCCAUUCCUUUCGCAAAAUGAAUUUCUACAACGCGUCUCAGCCAUUCGUCAGGAGAUCAAGGGUCUGACAACCAGUAUCGGGAACAUUGCGACGCUGCACCAACAGACGCUCGCGAGCAGCGACAAUGGCCCGCGACAGCAGCUGGACGACCUCGUCGCCGCGACCCAACUCAAGAACACGUCAAUCCGCUCGCAGAUCCAACAGCUCAAGUCAGACACGGAGCGCACCACCGACGGCACGUUCAACCUUAAGAAGCGCCAGUUCGAGACUAUCAAUGGCGAGUUCAAGGACACUAUCCAGCGUUUUCUGCAGGAAGAACAACAGUACCGCGAGCGCAACCGUGAGCAGAUUGCUCGCCACUAUCGUAUCAUGAACGCGGAUGCCACAGAAGAGGAAGUGCAACAGGCUGUUGAAGCCGACUGGGGUGAUGAGGGCAUCUUCCAGGCCGCUUUGCGGACCAACCGUACGGGCCACGCCACCACGGUGCUCGGAAAUGUACGCGCGCGACACAACGACAUGGUCAAGAUUGAAAAGUCCAUCAUUGAGUUGCUUGAAUUGCUCGAGAUCCUCAACCAGCAGAUUGUGCAACAGGGUCAGGUCAUCCAACAAAUUAGCGACAAUGCCGAGCAAGCUACAACCCAACUUGGUAAGGCCAACGUGAAAAUUGAACAGGGCGUUAAAAGCUCCCGCAACCGCCGCAAGCUCAAGUGGUGGUGCCUGCUUGUCUCCGUGCUCAUUGUCAUCGCCAUUGCUCUUGGUGUUGGCCUUGCCCUGGGGCUCCCGAAGGUGGCAACUGCCGGCUCGGGGAACAACAACAACAACCAAUAA